Messenger RNA from Durusdinium trenchii, 1178 nucleotides. Lineage: Eukaryota; Dinophyceae; Suessiales; Symbiodiniaceae. The record is from the annotation of a GenBank genome assembly.
GAAUUGCAGCCGCCACACUACGCGUUUCACACUUGGGAACGCCUGUAGUUUGCCAGUGAAGCUAUGGCCACACGAAGCCAAACACAAAAGCCGUCUUUGGCAAAGCUCCUCAAGCACGGCAUUGAUCCGAAUGCUUUGUCCUUCGAGGAUGUUGGGGAGCGUCGCACUUUGUUGUGCCUGGCCAUUGAAGAGGCCAUGAAGCUCGACCAAGACCUCUCCAAGGUGGAGUUGCUGCUGGAGUCGCGCGCGGACCCCAACCGAUGCUCCGAGACGGGGCACUUCCCACUGAUGCUGGCCUCGAGGUAUGCCAGCGUGAAGUUAGCCAGAAAGCUCUUGCAGGUGCGGGCUGAGGUGAAUCAGCAGGAUACGAAGCGCGUGUCCCCGCUGCACACCGCGGUGCACCAGGAUUCAGCUCAACUGGUGCAGCUCCUUUUGAUGCACAAGGCCAAUGCCAAUGCACCGGAUCAGAUCGGGCAAUCGCCGAUCUUCUUUGCUGGCAGCACUACAGUGAUCGCUGCGCUGACGGAUGCCAAAGCGGAUCUGCAUCACUUGAACAAGAAAGGUCAGAGCGCCUUGCACCUCGCCGCGCACAACGGGCGCUUCGAGGCGGUGGCCUAUUUGACCGACCAUGAGUUCCUCGAUGAGUCGGUGGACCUGCAGGACGAACGCGGCCGUAGCCCUUUGCAUCUGGCGGCGGCACAAGGACACCAGCGUGUGGUCUCCCGCCUCAUGGACGUGGGUGCCAACCCCAGGCUCAAGAUGCACAACGGGCAGACUCCGAUGACCCUCGCGGACAAGAAGGACACCGACUUGGCCCUGUACAUCUACACGCGGAUGACCGGAGGUAAGCAUGCCACAUGGUCAGAGACCAUGCAGAAUCCCAUGUUUCUCACCUUGGCCGCAGUCUUGGGUGUGGCUUGCUUUGUCAACCGGAUGGUGAUCUUUGACCUGGUUUGGGAUCUCAUUGCCUUGCGCUUCAACUGAUUUCAUGCAAGGGAAGCUUUUUUUGGAUGGUCAAGAGUCUCUGACCAAAAGAAGCUUCCCGGUUUGGAAGAUUGACCAUAGUGUCCGCAAGCUUGAUAGUCGCGAUAGCAAAUUGGCAUUCAGGAACGGCCUGUUGUAGUUUGCCAAAGCUGACUACAGAUACAGAAGUGGAGUCCUGGAGAGGGAUGUUGGUG